Messenger RNA from Colletotrichum higginsianum IMI 349063, 585 nucleotides. RefSeq names its product Acetyltransferase. The coding region runs from base 1 to 585 and encodes 194 amino acids. Lineage: Eukaryota; Fungi; Ascomycota; Sordariomycetes; Glomerellales; Glomerellaceae. Gene Ontology annotation, molecular function: acyltransferase activity, transferring groups other than amino-acyl groups. The transcript has a single exon. The record is from RefSeq and is a predicted model, not a curated record.
AUGUUAUCCACAACACAGGCUGUCACGCCCAGCAAUGGCGCCACCGGUGGUGCCGUGAUAAUCACGAAGCGGCUCCUUGUCCGGCCUUCCACAUUCGCUGACGCCCCGGACAUGGCACGACUUGCAAACAACCUCAAGAUAGCAAGAAACAUGCGGAACACCUUCCCAUCGCCUUAUCUGCUUGAGCAUGCCGAGGUCUGUCUCACAAUGUGCGCCAAAGACCCGGGCAACGACUUUGCCGUUUGCAGAAUAGAAGACGGAGCCUACGUCGGCAACAUAGGCAUCAUCCGCGGCAACGAUGUGUUGCACCGUACCUGGGAGCUCGGCUACUGGAUCGGCGAGGAAUAUUGGGGACAAGGCUUCGCUAGCGAAGCCUUGGUGGCCCUCUGCAGAUUCUGUUUCGAAACCCACCCUGAACUGUUGAGGUUGGAGGCGUCCAUGUUCAGUACUAACACGGCGAGUCGAAGAGUGCUUGAGAAGGCUGGCUGGACACACGAAGGUACCAAGAGGCAAGCUGUUGAAAAGCAGGGUCGAGUGCUCGACCUCUUGUUGUUCUCGCUUCUUAGACAUGAGAGUCUCUGUUGA